CACGCUAAGUGAUCGAUACUUGAGUUAUAGUGAAGUGCUCUUUGAAUAUUCUCCUCUAACUACCAGAAACUAUUGCCAGAAACGUGCAGCAUGAGGAUGGUUGUGUGGGAAUUUGUUCAGCUUGUUCUCACCAUCACCAUGACUUACAGCUCAGCUUCACAGUCAUGUGGCAUUCUGACAUUUAACCAUCAUGGAAGUUUGGAUGGACAAAUGUUCAAUGACACCUUCAUCACUGAACGCAGUGUUUCUGACAAAGCCGCAUGUGUUUGGAGGUGUUUUGGUGAUCCGCAGUGCAACAUGGUACUGCACAAUCCAGUGUCUCAACGUUGCCGGUUGUAUUAUUCAUCCGUCAUCACUGGGGGUGAACAAGAGGCAGGCUGGCAGUAUUAUACAGUUGCCUGCAGCGACUUCCGGAUCCUGAAUGGACUCUCGGUGAUGAGGAACCAGACCCACGAGGAUGUCACCUGCUCCAACGGAUUCUCCUAUCUACCGACCCCGUCAGGCAAAUGUUUCCAAGACAACGUACCGUUGGACAUAGGACGGUGCAUGCAGACCCUCUGGAUUGACCCUGUGCGAGUAUUCAGGACGCCUCUUCCUGCUCCUCUGUCCAGUGGAACGGAGAUUAUCGUGGAGGCAGCCGCAGAUGGAGUCAACAUUCGAAACUGGGUGCGUCUUCAAGUAAAUGGUGACAGCACGUUUGCUCUGUAUUUGGUUGUACGAUGGGACACAAUGGACAUAGGCUUCAAUACACGGUCAUCUGGCGUGUGGUCAACGGAACUGAGCCAUCCAGAUGUAGUCUUCACGCCCAACGUCAUCUCGAAUCUCUCCAUCAAGAUCACAGACACCGAGUUCCUGAUAUCUGUUGAUGACAACAAUCUGUUCACUGGUCCAGUACGGGUUCCAGUGCAGCAGGCCGACGCCAUUGAAGUGGACUUCACCCUCAUCAAACGAUUGCAGCUCAAAUAUCCAUAA
This is a messenger RNA of Haliotis rubra (blacklip abalone), 972 nucleotides long. RefSeq lists its product as uncharacterized. NCBI's taxonomy places the organism in Eukaryota, Metazoa, Mollusca, Gastropoda, Lepetellida, Haliotidae. Gene Ontology annotation, molecular function: carbohydrate binding. The record is from RefSeq and is a predicted model, not a curated record. Bases 91 to 972 code for a protein of 293 amino acids. The transcript has 5 exons.